GCGUGAGGCAGCAGGAGGAGUAGGAGGAGAAGAAGGGAGAAGGAGGAGGAACCGCAGCGUUAUUGUUGGGUUUACAGCAGAGGUGUCGUCUUCGUGCUCUCACCACACGGACACAGAGCUCCGCCGUGGCGCCUUGCAGACUGUCGUCGAUCGACCGUGAAGCAGAUUUCCUCAAACAGCGGCUGUGACCCGGAUCAUCGCACCUGCAGCCUCGGAGGCUCGGAUCCUCUCGGAGCCUCUCGGAACAUGGACAACAAAGAGUGAUCGAAUCCCGGCGCUGCGCUGCGCUCUGCGGCCGAGACACCGAGCCAGGCUGCGUAAACACACACUCCUCCAUUCGGCGGUGCGCACAGGAGACGGCUGUGUGACAGAGAUAGACACGGUUUUUGCGCACAGCAUUUCGCUGUCAGGACUUGCAUCUGGUGCAGGCCGAUCCAAACCGAUCCAGACCGAUCCGUGCUGACAGCUUUCAUCUAAAGCCACCCGGGUCUUACCCUCGCUCCAGGUGGUGCUUUAAAGGGUCGAGAAUCGCGCCUGCGUGUUCAAUGUGUUCUUAAACAAGACAAACAAACAAACGUGGAGAAAUAUGUGGGUCAGUCCCGAAGACGUGUUACUGGCGGGCGCGCUGUGGAUCACCGAGAGGGCCAACCCGUAUUUCAUCCUCCAGAGACGGAAGGGCCACGGGGAUGGAGGCGGAGGACUGGCCGGUCUGCUGGUCGGGACCCUGGAUGUCGUCCUGGACUCGAGCGCUCGAAUGGCUCCGUACAGGAUCCUCUACCAGACCCCUGACUCUUUAAUUUACUGGAUCAUUGCUCAUGGAACGUCCCGUAAAGAGAUCACGGAGCACUGGGAGUGGCUGGAACACAACCUGCUGCAGACCCUCUCCAUCUUUGACAACGAGAACGACAUCACCACUUUCGUCAAAGGAAAGGUUCAGGGCAUCAUCGCCGAGUACAACAAGAACCACGAUGUCAAAGAGGACGACGACUCGGACAAGUUCAAGGAGGCCAGCGCCAAGUUCCGCAAGAUGUUCGGGAUGCCCGAAGAGGAGAAGCUGGUCAACUACUACUCCUGCAGCUACUGGAAGGGCAAGGUGCCUCGGCAGGGAUGGCUCUACCUCAGCAUCAACCACCUCUGCUUCUACUCCUACUUGCUGGGAAAAGAAGCCAAACUGGUGGUGCGUUGGGCCGACAUGACCCAGCUGGAGAAGAGCGCCACCCUCCUGCUGCCCGACGCCAUCAAGGUGAGCAACCGCACCAACGAGCACGUCUUCUCCGUCUUCCUCAACAUCAACGAGACGUUCAAGCUGGCGGAGCAGCUGGCCAACAUCGCCAUGCGUCAGCUCCUGGACAACAAGGGCUUCGAGCAGGACCGCUCGCUGCCCAAGCUCAAGAAGAAGACGCCCAUGAAGGUGUCGGCCCUCAAGAGGGACCUGGAUGCGAGAGCUAAGAGCGAGCGUUACCGGGCGCUCUUCCGUCUGCCCAAAGACGAAAAGCUGGAUGGACACACGGACUGCACCCUGUGGACCCCCUUCAAUAAGAUGCACAUCCUGGGACAGAUGUUUAUCUCCACCAACUACAUCUGCUUCACCAGCAAGGAAGAGACUCUGUGCAGCCUCAUCAUCCCGCUGCGCGAGGUGACCAUCGUGGAGAAGGCCGACAGCUCCAACGUGCUGCCCAGCCCGCUCUCCAUCAGCACCAAGAACUGCAUGACCUUCCUGUUUGCAAACCUGAAGGACCGAGACUUCCUGGUGCAGAGGAUCUCUGACUUCCUGCAGCAGACCACGUCCAAGAUCUACCUGGAGAGGGAACUGACCAGCAGCCUCAACAGCUCAGACGAGGAGGUUUACUCCCAGCCUGGAUCCCUGCUCUCCAGCAGCCCGCACAACAGCUCGGGUUCAGAGGGCGAGCGAACGUUUAACCUCAACGACAGCAGCGUUCCCACGGCGACACAGGCCCUGAUGACCAUGUACCGCCGGCGCUCGCCCGAGGAGUUCAACCCCAAGCUGGCGAAGGAGUUCAUGAAGGAGCAGGCGUGGAAGAACCACUUCACUGAGUUCGGACAGGGCGUGUGUAUGUACCGCACCGAGAAGACCAAAGAGCUGGUCCUCAAGGGGAUUCCUGAGAGCAUGCGGGGGGAGCUGUGGCUGCUGUUCUCUGGAGCGAUCAACGAGAUGGCCACUCACCGCGGAUACUACGAGGACCUGGUGGAGAGGUCCAUGGGGAAGUACAACCUGGCGACGGAGGAGAUCGAGAGGGACCUGCACCGCUCUCUACCGGAGCACCCGGCCUUCCAGAACGAGAUGGGCAUCGCCGCCCUCCGCAGGGUCCUCACCGCCUACGCUUUCAGAAAUCCCAAUAUCGGAUACUGUCAGGCCAUGAAUAUCGUGACCUCCGUGUUGCUGCUCUACGCCAAAGAAGAGGAGGCGUUUUGGCUGCUGGUGGCGCUCUGUGAGAGGAUGCUGCCCGACUACUACAACACCAGAGUUGUAGGAGCCCUGGUGGAUCAGGGCGUGUUCGAGGAGCUCGCCCGGGAGUACGUUCCCCAGCUGUACGACUGCAUGCAGGACCUCGGGGUCAUCUCCACCAUUUCCCUCUCGUGGUUCCUCACCCUCUUCCUGUCCGUCAUGCCGUUCGAGAGCGCGGUGGUGGUGGUGGACUGCUUCUUCUACGACGGCAUCAAGGUCAUCUUUCAGCUGGCGCUGUCCGUGCUGCACGCCAACAUCGACCUGCUGCUGGACUGCAAGGACGACGGCGAGGCCAUGACUGUGCUAGGCAGGUACUUGGACAGUGUGACCAAUAAGGACAGCACUUUACCUCCCAUCCCCCACCUGCACUCCUUACUAACAGACAACGGAGAACCACAUCCUGAGGUGGACAUCUUCAAACUGGUCCGCAGCUCCUACGAGAACUUUGGCUCCAUCCGUGCAGAUGUGAUUGAACAGAUGCGUUUCAAGCAGAGACUGCGGGUCAUCCAAACCAUCGAGGAUACGACUAAACGCAACGUGGUCAGGACCAUUGUAACAGAGACGGCCUUCAGUAUAGAUGAGCUGGAGGAACUCUACAUGCUGUUUAAGGCCGAGCACCUGACCAGCUGUUACUGGGGCGGCAGCAGCAGCCCCACCGAGCGCCACGACCCCGGCCUGCCCUACCUGGAGCAGUACCGCAUCGACGUGGAGCAGUUCAAGGGCCUGUUCAACCUGCUGUUCCCCUGGGCCAACGGGACCCACUCUGACCCGCUGGCCCUGCGCUUCUUCCGGCUCCUCGACCAGAACGGAGACGCCCUCAUCAACUUCAGGGAGUUCAUCAGCGGCCUGGGUGUUCUGUAUCACAGGGACCUCACGGAGAAGCUGAAGCUCCUCUACAAGAUGCACGUGUUACCUGAAGUCGUUCAUGAACAGGAGGAGCCCGACUCGGCCUUUGAAGCCACUCAGUACUUCUUUGAAGACAUCACUCCAGAUAUGUCAAUCGGUCCUGACUCAAAGUGCAGAAGUGAGAAGGACGAUGGAUUCGUCCGAGUUACGUUUAAGACUGAAAAAGUCAAGAAACUGAACAAUCCUGAUUACCGGCAUUACCUGAAACUGUGGAACCAGGAGAGCAAGUCCAAACGCGAAAACACAAAAGACCACCCCAAGCUCAAUCAGACCCAGUUCAUCGAGCUUUGCAAGACCCUGUACAGCAUGUUCAGUGAGGACGUCUCGGAACAGGAGCUCUACCACGCCACGGCCACUGUCACCAGUUUACUGCUGGAAAUGGGAGAGGUGGGGAAGCUCUUCGCCUCCUCCUCCGCCGCCAGUAGAAAGGACCACAACAGUGAGGGUCAAUCCGACACCACUGAUCCCAACUCCCCCCAGGAGGCUGGGCUCGACUGCGAGCUCCAGCAGCGGGACCAGGAAGGCGAGUUCGUCCAUGCAGGCUCGGAGAACAAGACGAGCCCCUGCGAUGAGGGGAGAGGGGACGAAGGGAGCCAGCAGCUGCUACCUAUGCAAGACAUCAAGCUGGAGGACUCGUCCCUUAAAGACAUUUGCACAUCCUCUGCCAUGCUCAUCUCGGAUGACGAAACCAAAGAUGACACCUCGAUGUCGUCGUACUCGGUGCUCAGCGCCGGCUCCCACGAGCUGGACGAGAAGCUGCAGUGCGAGGACAUCGCAGAGGACACAGUCCUGGUGCGCAACGACAACGGCGAGCGGGGCUGCGGCCCCCUGGACAGAGCGCUGCCUCACAGCUCCAGCAUUGACAAAGACUGGGCCAUCUCGUUUGAGCAGUUCCUGGCCUCUGUGCUCACCGAGCAGGCCCUGGUACAUUAUUUUGAAAAGCCGGUGGAGGUGGCGGCUCGUAUAACCAACGCCAAGAACGUGCGUAAGGUCGGGCGCCCCCUGCUGUCAACGAGUGACUAUGAGAUCUCAUUAUCCGGCUGAAGUCUCACAGGAGAUGUCACACAGAGACUAGAUUAAAAAAGGGAAACACGAGGAUCAGACGGAGGAGCGAAAAGUGUGUCCGUUUGAGACGGGACUGAAGGUCAAUGUAAAAUGUUUGUAAAUGAUAGUUGAACGACUGUGACCAAAAACCUCUCUUAGCAAUGUAUUUUACCAGAUGUGAAAGACUUUUAUUAUAACAAUCACUAGACGCUGUCCUGCUGAGACGGACCAGGACGUUAAUAUUAAGGUUUGCUCGAAUGAAAUCCGUGUGUACAUGUAGUAGCUGUACUUUAUAAGACAUUAAGCAUAGGUGUUAAUAUUGUAAUCUCUCGUACUCUUCGGCUGUGGUAGAUGUGAAUGUCCACAGAUACAGUCUGGUGUCAAACUGGGAUAUCGAUAAGUCUUACAUUAUAUCUGCCCGAACCUCCGCGCCCUCACUUCACCAUUUUAUUUGCUGCUAAUCUUACAUUUUUUUUAACUGUUUCACAAUUUAAAAAAACAAAAGCUGUGAAAAUUGAACUUUCAUGUGUUGUCGUGUAAACUCUUUGUAGCUCCACAUCACUGUAAUGUAAUAUAACUACUCACAAACACACACUGUUAAUAUUACUCCCUGGAUAUUCCCCUCCCACAACAUUUUAUCUCCUACUAAUAAUGCUAAUGGUAACAAAAACGUUUCAACCACAAUGUUUCAGGAAAUCAAUGUUCUGAGAAAAUGAUGAUUACACUAAGAAAAUGCUUUUGAAUGAAGAGCCUGCACUUUCUCUGUUUACAAUCGUAUGAUCUGUAUUUGCCUUUUAUCGCAGUGUCGUCUACACUCCGACUAAAACCCUUUUUUAAUUUUUAAUGUUUUUAUUUCCUUUUUGAUCUGUAUAUUUUUUUUUAUUCCAUUGUUUUUAUUUCGAGUUGCUCGUCAUUGCUCUGGAUUCUGAUGCGUUGUGUAUCACUCCAUCUCAUUAAAAUUACUGUUUGAUUCAAUGCUGCACAGUA
Messenger RNA from Platichthys flesus (European flounder), 5404 nucleotides. It is a transcript of the gene tbc1d9, whose product is annotated as TBC1 domain family, member 9 (with GRAM domain). The transcript has 21 exons. Gene Ontology annotation, molecular function: calcium ion binding. Lineage: Eukaryota; Metazoa; Chordata; Actinopteri; Pleuronectiformes; Pleuronectidae. The record is from RefSeq and is a predicted model, not a curated record. The coding region runs from base 587 to 4417 and encodes 1276 amino acids.